AUGGAAACAGCUCGCCGCGCUUACCUCAAAUCCCUCGCCCAUCGCGGUACAAUCCAAGGCGUAACGAUCUCAACAUCGCCUUCUCCCACCAGUCAACUCAAAGACCUCUGCCACUACUUCGGCGGCGUCCGCUACGGCCUUGCCCCUGCUGAGCGCUGGCGCCGAGCCCAGCCCCUACCUGCAUCUUUCACCUACGGCAGCGAAGAAGCACCAGGCCAUUGUGAUGAGGGUGCGGGGCUUUGUCCUCAACCGGGUUUCCGACAUACGCCCGAGAACCCAGAUGCAUGGAACGAGGAUUGCUUCCAGUGUAAUGUUUGGACGCCUAUUGGGAAGGUGCCUGAGGGGGGAUGGCCUGUUUUUGUUUUUAUUCAUGGCGGAUGGCUCCAAUUCGGCACGCCCAAUUCAUUUAAUGCAGCUGCAUUGAUCGGCGAGGCUGAUUUCAAUUGUGUGGUUGUGAUGCCUGCAUACCGAGUCAACCUAUUUGGAUUCCUCUACUCUGAAGAACUGGAGGAAGACGCAGCCACUGUCGGAGAGACAGUUGGGAAUCACGGAUUCUGGGACCAGAGACUAGCACUCAAGUGGACGAAGGAGAACAUCCAUCUAUUCGGCGGGAACCCGGAGACCAUCACGAUCUCAGGAUAUUCUGCAGGUGCAAACUCCGUCUUCCACCAACUAGCUUACGACUUGCGCCAACCAGACGAGGACUCUAUCAUCCGGCAAGCAUGUAUCUGGUCCAACAGUCCAGCCGUACAGCCCAAACAGCCAACCGAAACACAAACCCAAUUCAAUCAACUCCUGACAGUCCUGGAAAUCCCCCUCACCCUGUCAAAUAGCGAGAAACUCACCCGUCUACGCUCAAUCCCCGCAAAAACCCUCCUCGACAAAGCAAGAACAAUCUCCCUCCACCAAUUCCGCCCAACAACAGAUAAAUCCUUCAUCUCCCCAUCCCUCUUCCAAACCCUAGACAGCGGCGCCUUCGCCCGCAGCCUCCUAUCCCGCAACAUCCGCCUCAUAAUAGGCGAAUGCAGCGACGAGCGCUUCCUCUACAGCGCAUGGUUCCCACCGACAGAGAAUACCUUCUCAGCACUACGCACCCGUCUCGUGGCAGAUUACCCAGAACACAUCGUCGACGCCGUAACAGCACUGUAUUACCCGGACAACCAUCUACCGGCACACUGCAAGAACUGGGACGAGGACGCGUGGGGCCGAAUCUACGCUGAUAUGCAGGUGCAUCAGAUGCAGCGUGGGUUUGCGUAUGCGCUUACGGAGAACGAGAACGGAGUCGAUGCUUCCGCGUUGCUGUUUCGGUAUCGGAUCGAGUGGAGGGCGAAGUGUGUGGAGGUUAGUUUACCGGUUGAGUGGGGGGUUACGCAUUCGUCGGAUUAUCCUAUUUGGUUCUUUGGGAAUGGGUUUUUGUUGGAAGAGGGUGAGAAGGGGGUUGUUAAGGAGGGGCUUGUUGGGCCUUUAGGGAGGUUUGACUUUGAGGGGGGAUGGGAGUGUUGA
This is a messenger RNA of Penicillium vulpinum, 1503 nucleotides long. RefSeq names its product putative carboxylesterase. Lineage: Eukaryota; Fungi; Ascomycota; Eurotiomycetes; Eurotiales; Aspergillaceae. The record is from RefSeq and is a predicted model, not a curated record. The coding region runs from base 1 to 1503 and encodes 500 amino acids. The transcript has 3 exons.